This is a messenger RNA of Pseudo-nitzschia multistriata, 1866 nucleotides long. The record is from the annotation of a GenBank genome assembly. NCBI's taxonomy places the organism in Eukaryota, Bacillariophyta, Bacillariophyceae, Bacillariales, Bacillariaceae.
CUGGUUUCCGUCUUUCGUCUGUACGUCGUUUCCAUUACUACUCAAUGAUGCAAGGCAUGCAAAAAAAAAUUGUGAACACCAAAUUUUCCAUGGAAUGACUUGUCGAAAAAAACUAAAAGAAGUACAAAUCUCUAUCGAUGCUGUACCGGCAGUGGCAUUUGCGAAAAGAACCUCUACAUGUUAUUCAGUCUGUAAUGAUACGUCUUGCCAAAAAUGCUCAUCAGGGAAAAACUUUCUACCUCUGGCGGGUGMCUGUGGGAUUCGUUGUGGUAUUUUUUGUCUUCCUUAAUCUUCGAUUGGCGUUCAUUACAGAAUUUGAAGGCCCCACUGGGCACUACAUGCUGGGCCACGAUUUGGAUACCCCAUCGGCGAUCGCUGUCAAAAAUGAGUACGAACACCCGACCGAAUCGUUCUCAGCAUGCAUUCUGUGGAUGGACGACAACCAUAGAUUAGAAGAAUGGCUGGCCUAUCAUUAUUAUGUAAUGAAAUUACGUUAUGUCGUCGUUAAUGUGGAUCCCAAGAGUAAAACUUCCCCGAAAGAAAUUUUUGACCGCUGGAACGACCACGAGAAUAGAUACAAGCUAAAUAUGACAAUCGUCAAGAUGUCUGAUUCUGACUAUAUUCCUGACUUCAGCGUUCGCAUGGAUGCCUUGGAAGAAUUGAUUUUGAGUAAUACAUCCGAUUCGACGAAGUUGUAUGGGACUGAAAAAACAAAUUAUCACCGCUUUAGACAGCGUCAGUUUUACAAAGCAUGUUCCCAGCACCUAGUUGAGCAAAACAAGAGUUGGUAUGGAAAUACUAAGAGUUCCUUUUGCACGGAUGAUACUGGGCGGUAUGCUAUAUAUGGGCUAACUAGUUUGUCGCUUUUUACUCAAUUUAUUGUUCGAUCCUUCUCGUGCAUCAUUCAGGACGUCAUACCACGAUAUCGAUGAAUUUAUUACGUUUGAUUGGGUUUCGAAAAUCAACAAGCAGGUUAACAACAUUACUGACGAUGGGAUCCGAAAAAUGAAACAGCCUGGAUACUUUUUCGAGCGAAUAAAUUCCCUUAAACAGCAGUUUCCACCGGAGACCUACAUCAACUCAACUGGGCUUUCGUGUCUUGUGGUUGAUAGAAAGAGGUAUUGUUCCAAAGAACUAGAUCCCGAGGAAUCAGGGAUACUAUUCUCUUCUGGCGGUAUUGUUCCUGAGGGUUUCAUGAACAGCAGCACCCAUCAUAGUACCGAAGAAGAGCGUCAAAAUAUCAUCCGACGAUUUGAUACCCUCCGUUACAAAUUUUUGACGCAUGGUAUGGAUGGACAGCCUAAAUCAUUCAUCGAUUUGUCUCAGAGGAAUCCCUACCUUUACACACAAAACMGAUAUUAUAAGAAGAGUGGAGCACACUCCUGGGAAACACACAGGCCCAUGAAGGAUAUUUGCAAAAAGGAACAACAAAAACGCGAUAAGGCAUUGCAACAAAUGAUUCGAGAAGAAAAAUUCAYUUUAAGCCAUUAUUUGGGAAGUUGGAGAUCCUACAGUUUUCGAAACGAUGCUCGAAAAGGAGGAAUCCGAUCAUAUGACGUUUGGGCAGAACGAGCUAAUAAGACAAAGGGUGAAUAUUCGCAUGUCAUUCGACCAUGGUUGAGGGGAUUUGUCGAAUUGGUGGGAGGACCCGAAGUGGCUGCCUACUUAUUGCAAGAUGCCGGAAAAUUUCCAGAUGGGUACGACGGCACGUCGCGGAUCAAUGAAUACAAAUAUGCAUAUCAGUACUACUCAAAAAAAAAGAAAAAUUUCAGAAAGCAACAACAACAAGCAGUCAAGAAAUAAUAAUAACACUAGUAGUAGUAUGUGACGUACUACUAGUAGUACUAGUAAAUUGACAUUUCUGAC